AGCAGUCAGCUCCAACCUCUGCGUGCUCCCAAGCAUGGGUGAUUUUCCAGCGUGAAGCCAGGGAGCGCAGCUGCCCAGUGUCAGCAGGGAGCACAGCAACGGAUCGAAGGCCACCUAGAAAAGCUACUGCCUGGCUUCCAGCUUAACCUGCAGCCUGGCAAGAGGUGUUUUCUGUGUACCCUGAAAACCCAUCUGAAACCCAAACGGAGAGCUGAAGCACAGGGCUUGCUUUUAGCCAAAGGCCUGAGGUGGAAGAAAAAUGCGUCUGCCACGAGCCAGGAAAGGGACAGAAGCUGAGACGUGCUGCAGGGUGCCAUUAGCUGGCAAAACCAGUCUAACCCAAGAGCCUAGACCACAAGCCCUGGAUGAGGUAGAACUAACAGUUACUUCUCCUGAUGGAUUUUUCUUAUGACUGUAUGCAGCAAUGGAUGCCAUUUCCUCAUAAGUAUGUGCAUCUGAAUCCUGGAACAACGGGCAAAUGGUGGCAAAGUGGCUGAGGUGUCUUGCUGUGAUUCCAGCGCUGGUGUCUCCAGCAGACCCACCCUGCAGGCUGAUCCUGGGCAGGUCGGGCAGGUGAUGGGAGGAGUAUCUCGGUGACCUGCUUUUAGGUAUGUUUCUGGGUCUGUUGAGCGCUCUAGGUUGGGCAAGAACUCCAGCAAACUCCAAGUGACGCCACUUGAACUUGAAUGGAAGGGCAGCCCCGAGGCUGGAGGGCCUCUGGGGGCUGAGGAAAACCCUCCCACACCAUUCUUUCACCCCCACUGUCAUCUCUUGACAAAACCCUCUUUCUGUCUUUGCUUUGGAAGGGACCGGUGGAAUAGGACCUGCGGACAGCCCGCAGCAUCCUGCCGUACCAGCGGCGGGCAGAUGUGCGUUUCCGGGAGGAGGGGAACAGCUGGCGGAGGGGCGAAGGAGCUGCGGGGACACCGCCGCGUUGCGGGGGUUUUCACAGGCGGGUGGUUGACCCCGGCACCCCCUGAACCCCCCGACCCUGCCCGCUGGAGCCCCUCCGGCGGCGCAGGAGCCCGGGCUGACAGGAAGGGACCUCCUCUCCCCCCCGCCGGCACCCCUCGCCCCGCACAGCCUCACCCCCGGCUGCGGGAACGCCUCGGAUGCGCCGAGUCACCGCGGAUCUUCUUCCCCCGCUCCUAUCACUCCAUCCGGCAUUGUCACCUGCACGUUGUUUAUCUAUUUGGGACUCUCUCCAGGAAAUCCCCUCCGCGGGUGCGCCCUCUCCCGUUCCUCCUCCGCCCGGGAGGGAGCCGGUGGCCGCGGCCGGCGGAGGGAGCGUGAAGAAGGUAUAUUUAUGGUGCUUGUCCAUCCACCCUAUGAACAAACAGGAUGCUCACCAGAACCCCAAGUGUUGUUGCCCAAGCGUUUCUUCUUCUAAGCGUAAUUCUUGUUAUUGCUAUUGCAGUGAUUCAGAUAAAUCAGCAACAGAUCCUCUCCCCAGGGCUUAAGUAUGGAAUAGUCUUUGAUGCUGGGUCCUCUCGGACUACAGUCUACGUCUAUGAAUGGCCAGCAGAAAAAGAAAAUGACACAGGAGUAGUAAGCCAAACCUUCAAGUGCAAUGUGAAAGGCCCUGGUAUAUCCAGCUAUGAGAGUAACCCUGGAGCUCUUGCCAAACCCUUUGAUGACUGUCUGAAUAAAGUCAAGGAGAGAAUACCAGUUCAUCUGCAUAAAAACACUUCUGUUUAUCUGGGAGCUACAGCUGGCAUGAGACUACUGAGGUUGCAAAAUGAAACGGCAGCCAGUGAAGUCCUUGCAAGCAUUCACAACUACUUCAGAGCACAACCUUUUGAAUUUAGGGGUGCACAGAUCAUAACUGGGACAGAGGAAGGGGUGUAUGGAUGGAUAACAGCCAACUACUUAAUGGGUAAUUUCUUAGAGAGAAACCUUUGGAGGACAUGGGUCCAUCCUUACCGAAAAGAGACUGUGGGUGCACUGGAUCUUGGAGGAGCUUCCACUCAAAUUUCAUUUAUCCCAGAGGACUCUCAGGAGAACUUCAAUAGCACCUUGCAAGUGAAUUUGUAUGGUUACAACUACAAUGUCUACACUCACAGCUUCCAGUGCUAUGGCAGAGAUGAAGCUGAGAAAAGGCUUUUAGCGUUGCUGUUCCAGAAAUCCAACAGCAGUUCCAAUGUGUAUAAUCCGUGUUACCCUCAGAACUAUAAUACUGUGUUAACAAUGAAGUACUUCUCUGGCAGCCUUUGUACACAGUCUCUGAGACCAGCAAAUUACUACGCAAACCAGCUUGUGAACUUCCAUGGAACAGGAGACCCAGGUCUGUGCCAGGAGAUGGUUUCUUUAUUGUUUAACUUCACGGCGUGCGGAGGCAGCGAAGACUGUCCGUUUAAUGGAAUCCAUCAGCCAAAAGUUAAAGGGAAUUUUGUGGCUUUCUCAGGAUUCUACUAUACAAUUAAUGCUUUGAAUUUAUCUGGGCACUUCUCUCUAGCUGACUUCAAUUCAAGUAUGUGGUUUUUCUGUUCACAGAGCUGGGCACAGCUCCAGUUUAUGCUGCCUAAAUUUGAAGAAUUAUAUGCUAGAUCCUACUGCUUUUCAGCUAAUUUCAUUUAUUACUUGCUUGUACAUGGUUACAACUUUGAUGCAGAAACUUGGCCACAGAUACAUUUUCAAAAGGAGGUUGGUAACAGCAGUAUAGCGUGGUCACUCGGUUACAUGUUAAGCCUCACAAACAUGAUUCCAGCAGAAAGCAAAUUGAUCCAGUUACCUCUGAAACCUUCUCUGUUUGCUGGGCUCCUCGUCUUCCUCACAGCUACAGCAUUGUUGUGCCUUCUCUUUCUUGUUUACCUGUGUGUUGUAUCACGUCAUCAGAAGACCAUCAGUCGUGUUGAACAUGUAUUUAUUCCAGAAUGAGUGAACUUUACAGGAGACAAACCAGAAGUUUUAUACUGCUAUUAAGUAGGCCUUUAUUUUUUGAAAAUGGAGGAUGAAGUAAAGACAGGCAAAAAGACCAGAAGUAUAAACACAGCAGAGACACAAAGGAAUCUGUGAUGUGGUGAACUGGAGUGCUUUUGAAAUAUUUUGGCAAUUGUUUCUGUAGAGCUAUUUUGUCAAGUCUGCAGCAGAGAAAAGGUGGGCAGAUACAUCACUUUGCUUGGUAAGGGAUUAACAGCCUUUUCCUGCCAGGUAUGUAUCACUAACUCUGCACUAACUGGAGAACUCAAGUGGUGACAGAUUUGAUCAUAGCAGCUGUUGUUUAAGAUAAAAUUAAGCAGGUCAGUAGGAAUUGUGGGAGGUGGGAAGAUGGCAGUUGUUCUUGUGUGCAGUGCUGACACUAAAAGCCCCCAAAUAAUUUAAUUUCUGAAACUGGAACAAGCAGUAGGUAAUGAUGUGAAAGGAGCAGCUGGGAUAGAAUUGUUUUUAUUGCUGUUCGAAAUUGAUUGAUCCUCACCACAUAAAGGUGUAAUAAACUGCCAACACCUCUCAGCCUGUUUUAAAACUGAUCUUUUGGUACCAUGGAGAUCUCAAAGCCUCUGCUGUGGUAAAAAAUAUUUGCUUUGAAGGUGGAACAAAACGCCUUCACGUUUUAGUAACUGAACCUAAACUUCAGUGUCUCAUAGUUAGCUCCACAAGCCACUAGAGUUUUCAGUGUCCUUCCCUUUAAUUUUCACAGAAAUACCUUUCGUAGGUUCUUAUAGUGAAACACCGACUUGUAUUCCCCAUGUUUUGUUGAUCUCAGACAAUCACAGUCAGUACUGACUUGUCGUGUACAUAUUAUUUCCACUGUCUGGAUAGAGUCUCAGACCUGGGAUCUUCUGAAGCAUUAACGUGUUACACCCUUCCUUUGAGGCCAAGAGGAACAGAAGCCAGUCUGCAGGCCAGCAGAACUGCCUCCCUGUAGUGGGUUUGGGACCACAGUGUGUCCAUGCAGGUGUCUUGCAUGUGAGAGAUUGACUUGUUGAUGCAUACACUCAAAAAUCAGUUAACAUUGGAUUAUGAGUCCUAUGGGCACGUAAUGUGUUUCCUAUCCCAACGUAACCUAUUCCCUGUAUUGGUUAGGUUGUGAGGUAGCAGAACAGUGGCCAGUAUUUUUACCCAUGAGUAAUACUUUGUCUUUUGUUUCUGUGUAACCUUCUUGCUUUCAGGUUUGGCUGUGGGGUUGGGGUUUUCUUUUCCUUAGUUUUUCACAGGCUGAUAGAUGAUUUGAAAGGAACUAAAUAUGUUUUUCAAUGGAAAAAAGGAAAAAAAAAAACCAAACCAACAAAAAACACUAGUGAUUUUUCAAGAGGAGCAGCAGUGAGGGCUUUGUCCCUUCUGUGUUGUCCUACUACUCUGCCCUGUCAGUCUUACUGGAAUAGCAGCGCUUAAAACAAGGCAGAAGGUUUUACAAGAUGAUGAAGUGCUCUGUGGCACCCAAGUUAUAUCUGAUAUAACAUUUACUUCAGAAUGCAUGGACAUUACAGAGGUCAGCAUGAGAUGAAAGCUUUGUCUCUUGGGUGAUGGGCCUGGAACUGCAGUUAAGAGGUAAAAAAGAAAAAAAAAAAGGCAGUUGGAGGAGAGCAUUGAAAUAUUGAAAUGUUUUCUUCAGUUGCCAGACUUCCAUGAAAAAUGGUAUUCUGGGAUAUUUACUUGCCUACAGAACUUUUGCUUUGCUUUGUUUAUGAAUGGCAGCGCCAUUCUGAUGUGGUUUCGCACAAAUGGAACAUGCUUGGAAGUCAGUUUCCUUGGAGUUGGCAGCUAAAGAACAAGUAAAUCUGUUCGAGAAUCGUUUGGACUUCCAGGAGUACUCAGAUGGAGCCAGUAUCUGAUCAAAGAAUGCCUUCCCUCUGUGAAUUGCCUUCUGGUUUCCUUUUUCAGUAGUUCUCCCUUCUCCCUGUGUCUAUAACCUCCCUCCUGUAUCACCAGGAUAUCCACCUGCUCAGUCUUAACGUCUCCUCUCAGUUGCAGCUGGGAAAGCUGGAAAUGGUGAACUUCUGGCCAGGCAGCUGCUUCUUCCAAGCCAGGACUGUGGCUGCAGUUCAGUAAAAAACCACGGCCAGGCUGGGACAGGCAGCCAGCGUGGCUCCCCGUGGCUGUAGUGGUUGCUACGGGAGGGUGGGUGAUCACUUCAGUAACCGCAGCUAAAUCCUCCCCCAGGUGUGAGCCAGAACCUGGCCCACGGGUGUAACAGUGUCCUGUCACCUCGACAUGAACAGGCCUCUGGGAGAGCCAGUGAGGAGAACAGCAUUUGGGAAUGUGUACGAACUAUAGGUUAUUUAUCAUUUUAUACUUUUUAUUGCCUGCUUGUGAAAUAAAAUUGUGAAAAGGUAA
Molecule: messenger RNA, 5274 nt
Organism: Calidris pugnax (ruff)
Lineage: Eukaryota; Metazoa; Chordata; Aves; Charadriiformes; Scolopacidae
Gene: ENTPD3
Product: ectonucleoside triphosphate diphosphohydrolase 3
Exons: 16
Coding region: 1342-2877 (511 amino acids)
Biological process (GO): nucleoside diphosphate catabolic process
Cellular component (GO): plasma membrane
Molecular function (GO): GDP phosphatase activity; UDP phosphatase activity
Source: RefSeq, a predicted model, not a curated record